AUGGUGUGGUCCUGGGAAUAUUGCACAAAAUUAUUCAGACUUAGGAAGACACAGUGGUGUGUUGAACUCCACUUCGUUGCACUUCGUUACGUUCAACUGUUUAUAGAUUACAGGUGUGUUAAACUCCACUUCGUUGCUCUUCGUUACGUUCAACUGUUUAUAGAUUACAGUAGGUUUAUAGGUUACAGGUGUGUUGAACUCCACUUCGUUGCACUUCGUUACGUUCAACUGUUUAUAGAUUACAGUAGGUUUAUAGGUUACAGGUGUGUUGAACUCCACUUCGUUGCACUUCGUUACGUUCAACUGUUUAUAGAUUACAGUAGGUUUAUAGGUUACAGGUGUGUUGAACUCCACUUCGUUGCACUUCGUUACGUUCAACUGUUUAUAGAUUACAGUAGGUUUAUAGGUUACAGGUGUGUUGAACUCCACUUCGUUGCACUUCGUUACGUUCAACUGUUUAUAGAUUACAGUAGGUUUAUAGGUUACAGGUGUGUUGAACUCCACUUCGUUGCACUUCGUUACGUUCAACUGUUUAUAGAUUACAGUAGGUUUAUAGGUUACAGGUGUGUUGAACUCCACUUCGUUGCACUUCGUUACGUUCAACUGUUUAUAGAUUACAGUAGGUUUAUAGGUUACAGGUGUGUUGAACUCCACUUCGUUGCACUUCGUUACGUUCAACUGUUUAUAGAUUACAGUAGGUUUAUAGGUUACAGGUGUGUUGAACUCCACUUCGUUGCACUUCGUUACGUUCAACUGUUUAUAGAUUACAGUAGGUUUAUAGGUUACAGGUGUGUUGAACUCCACUUCGUUGCACUUCGUUACGUUCAACUGUUUAUAGAUUACAGUAGGCUUAUAGGUUACAGGUGUGUUGAACUCCACUUCGUUGCACUUCGUUACGUUCAACUGUUUAUAGAUUACAGUAGGUUCAUAGGUUACAGGUGUGUUGAACUCCACUUCGUUGCACUUCGUUACGUUCAACUGUUUAUAGAUUACAGUAGGUUUAUAGGUUACAGGUGUGUUGAACUCCACUUCGUUGCACUUCGUUACGUUCAACUGUUUAUAGAUUACAGUAGGUUUAUAGGUUCCAGAGUUGGAUUUAACGAGACUGAACAAGAGGAAAUUUGUUCGAGAUAUAAAUUUCAGCCAUCUAAGAAAUAUCAAGCACGUCCGACAACAGAUCGAAUGCAGAAUGGAGUUAAAAGGCCCCACUUGAUAUAAAAUUUAAAAUUUUAAGUUAACCACACUAUUAUAUUAUUAAUGUUUUAUAUUAAUCUGUAAAUAAUUCAUUCAAAAAUUAAACGAUCAAUUACCGAGUCUUUCUUAAGAAAGUAAAAAAUGUAGAUUAUUUUAUUUAACUAAUAAAUCCUGAUUAAAUAUCAUUUUAGGACGGAAUGAUUAUUUUUCAAUUUUUUUUUCUUGUAAAACGUAUGUAAAACAUUAAUUUAUGACGAAACAAAUAAUUUUUUUUUUCUUAACUUUAAAAUUUACCAUCUAUCCCGAACAUACAAAGAGCAUGCUCAGAAAAGUGAGUCUACUCAAAAAUUAUACUCAUGCAAGCUCAUUCAACUGAGCAUGCUCAGGAGUUCAUUACGAAUGUACUCACUUUAGUUUUUUGCAAAAAAUUUAUAAGCUCACGUGAGUAUAUUCAACGAGUGUACUCAUGAGAAUAUUAAGAACAUACUUAUCCGAAUACACUCGUAUGAGUGCACUUACUGAACAUUCUCAUGAGAAUAUUAAGAACAUACUUACUUCUGUGUGACAUAAUUUUUUUAGGUUCUCAUAUGAGUGCACUUACUGAACAUGCUUAUGGGAAUAUUAAGAACAUACCCAUGGGUAUUUACUCUUAUGAAUACACUUCCUAAACAUACUCAUGAGCAUAUAAUGAUAAUAAUUAUAUCUAUAUGACAUUUUAAAAAAUGUCGACCAACUUAAAAUCGAACUAAGAAUUCAUUUUUAUAUCAGUCGACAUUUUGAACAACUUAAAAAACAACAAAUGUAAAACAACUUAAUAUCAAACUUAGAAUACAUUUUUAUGCAAGUCGACAUUUUUUGAAAAAUGUCGACCAACUUAAAAUCAAACUUAGAAUACGAUUUUAUGCAGGUCGACAUUUUUUGAAAAUAUUUUAUGAAUUCAAAUAUUAGUUCCAUGAAAGCCAAAAGAUUUUGAUCGUGCUUAAUUCUUAUAGUUUUUUAAAAGCAAAGUAAUUUUUAAUUUGAUUCCUUGAGAUUUAAUUCAGAAAACUUAAAAUUGUCAAAAGUUUCGUACAUUUUUGUAUUACAUAUCUAAAAUAUUCAACAUUUGCUUCUAAGUUGGUUGACAAUUUUUUAAAAAUAACAUUUUUAAAAAUGUCGACUAUCAUAAAAAUGUAUUUAAAGUUUAUUUUUAUGAUGGUCGACAUUUUUCAUAAUAUGUUUUCACGAUCGUGCUCUGAUAAACUCAAAUAGUUCAUAAAAAUAAAGUUCAAUUAAGCAGCGUAUCAAACUUCAAAGAACUUAGUUUGCCUGUAAUAAUAUAAUAAUUUAAGUAUGUGUUUUGCCAUAUAAAAAUUAUUAUAUAUUUACAGAAAAUUGCUCCAAGGAAAAGUGUGAGGUGACAGAAGUUAAGCAAACGCAAAAGGUUUUUCUACAAGAAUGGGUGACCGGUGUUUAAAACUUCCUUCUUAAGUAUUUGAGAUAAAAUGUUAAUAAUAUUUCUAAGUCUUCCAAAAUUAUUCAUAGAAUUGUCCUUAUAAAAAACUCAAAUUUAACUUAAUUAAUUUUUUUGAAUUUUUUGACUUUAACUGAUUGCACUGAUGAAUGUGCUCAGAUAAGCAUAUACUCAUAAAUAAACUCACUGAGCAUAUAUCUUUUGAGUAUCUUCAUGAUUAUAAGCUCUUUGAGUAUGUUUAUGAGUAAAUGCUCUUUAAGGACUCACAAAUAAUGUGCUCUGAGUAUACUCAUUGUAUGUCGGGUAUAUUAUACUUACCAUAAAAACCUAAUAUUCUACUUUGUGUGCAAAUUAUUUGAAUCUUGUGUGCGAUUUUAAUGUAAUUUUACUUUUUCACUAUGGUUGAAAUUCUCUGGUCCAAUACUAUUUACGAAAGGUUUAUAUGUUUUUUAAGGCAUAAGUAGCUCGAUAUUGGGAUUCUGUUCAAUUACAAAAAUUUGAUAUUGCGAAUAGACGACCAUCCAACAAUAAAU
This is a messenger RNA of Chironomus riparius, 3180 nucleotides long. NCBI's taxonomy places the organism in Eukaryota, Metazoa, Arthropoda, Insecta, Diptera, Chironomidae. The record is from the annotation of a GenBank genome assembly.